Aaosphaeria arxii CBS 175.79 is the source of this 588-nucleotide messenger RNA. RefSeq lists its product as uncharacterized. The coding region runs from base 1 to 588 and encodes 195 amino acids. The record is from RefSeq and is a predicted model, not a curated record. Lineage: Eukaryota; Fungi; Ascomycota; Dothideomycetes; Pleosporales. The transcript has 2 exons. Gene Ontology annotation, biological process: maturation of SSU-rRNA from tricistronic rRNA transcript (SSU-rRNA, 5.8S rRNA, LSU-rRNA). Gene Ontology annotation, cellular component: nucleus.
AUGUCUACCUCCACGGCAGCACAGCCUGUUGCGGCUUCACAAGCCGAAAUCCAGGACAAAUUCGAACAGGGAAUAUGGCACUCGCUCUUCAACUGGGCCAACCUGACGAUCGCCAUCAAGAAUGAUUGGGGCGGUCCAGAUUCUUCAGACAAGCGGGACUGGCUCGCAGGCGCGAUAUCCGAGAUCUUCGCAUCGAACCCUGAAACCGACGCCGAGGACAUUGAGGUUGUGCUCCUCCAGGUCCUCGAGGACGAGUUCGGCGUGCGCCUCGAAGACGAGACCGAGGUACCUGUCGCGCGCGAUAUCAUCAAGAUACGUAAGGAGACAUUAGAGGGUGACUUCUCAACUGUAGAGGAGUUGCAGGCCAAAUGGGCUGCCAGACAGGGCAAGGAGAUCGGAACAGGGAAUGUUAAGGUUGAGGAGAGGGAUCAGGAGGGAGAAUGGGACAGUGUGGAUGAGGAGUCCGACAAGGAUGGUGAUGUGGAUAUGAGUGAGGCACCCGCGCUCGCUGCGCCCAAGGAGAAGCCCGCGCCGGAGGUGGAUGAGGAUGGAUUUACAAAGGUGGUUGGAAAGAAGAGGCAUGGAUGA